Molecule: messenger RNA, 1187 nt
Organism: Thrips palmi
Lineage: Eukaryota; Metazoa; Arthropoda; Insecta; Thysanoptera; Thripidae
Exons: 6
Coding region: 219-1187 (322 amino acids)
Molecular function (GO): protein binding
Source: RefSeq, a predicted model, not a curated record
UGAUGUUUACUCUGCAAACUGAAUCCCGGUCUGGCUUCGUCUAUCGUACCAGCUCCUAUCUGACGGUUCCGACCCGAGUGGCCGAUUUCUUCCAGUCCUUCUCUCCUCAACUGAGAUCGCACUCCGUGUCGUCACCACUGCUCCACCACCUUGGCCGCCAGAUACGUCUACGGACAGCUCUCGUCCUGUUCAAUCAAAUCGGUUGUUAACUGCCGGCCAUGGACAGCCUGCCCAACGAGCUGCUGCUGGAGGUGUUCUCGUGGCUCCAGGACGGCGAGACGCUGCUUGACGGCGUGGCACUGGUGUGCAAGCGCUGGCACGCCCUGUCACGUGACCCGCAGGCCUGGCGCGGCGUGCGCGUCGAGUUCGGCAUGCUGGACUGGCACUGGCGAGACGCCGGGCUCGCCGAGAGCGAAAAGGCCGCCAUGGACAAGGCGCGCAUCGUGCUGCACGCCCCCGUCUUGCGCUACCUCGGCUGGUCUUGGAACUACCGCGGGCCGCCGCACAUCAACGUACCGCAAGGCAUGGCCCUGUCGGCUGUGCGUCGCAGCCGUGCGGCCAUACGCGAGAUCUACAUGAGCCUCGUGUCCCACAUGGCUAACCCGGCCUGGGCUGUGUUCCACGGCCUGCUCUGGCGCAAUAGGGAGCACCUGACCAGCCUCAGACUGGAGACGCCUUCCGACAGGAAAGAGGAGGUUCACAUAUUUCGUUCAGAAGCAGUGGCUUCAGAGGAGUGUGACUGGGCGCUGGAGGAAGACCAGAGCGACAAGGUGGCCGCCUGGGCCGAGGCAGACGGCGACGACUCUCGCUCCCUGCUGGAAAUACUGGUGGAGCUGCGAUGCCUGCAAUCGCUGGACCUGUUAAUGCACCGUCCGUCCUACGCCGGGGAGUUCCGAGUCAAGGAGGACCUACUGCCCGCGCUCAGGUCCCUGCGCUUAGAUGGUAAGGCGCCCCCCCAGCUGAUGGUGGACUUGGUUCGUGGCAGUGCCGCCAGGCUGCGCCACCUCGACAUGCCCGACGGGCACGGCCUUGGCGGGCACGAUAUCCUGCCGCCCCAGCUGCUGGAGAGCGUGUCGCAGUGUGUCCAGCUCCGCAGCCUGGCCACUAGCCUCAUGAACGUGGGCUGCGUGGUCGGCUUGCGGCACCUGCGCAGACUGGAGCUGUGGCUGCCGUACGAGGAGCUAUGA